Messenger RNA from Lethenteron reissneri (Far Eastern brook lamprey), 901 nucleotides. Its product is annotated as coiled-coil domain-containing protein 134-like. Lineage: Eukaryota; Metazoa; Chordata; Hyperoartia; Petromyzontiformes; Petromyzontidae. The record is from RefSeq and is a predicted model, not a curated record.
UCGGUGGGCGCCGGAGUGAAUCGGUGGGCGCCGGAGUGAAUCGGUGGGUGCCGGAUCGCCCUGCUCACCCGCGCCUCGCACCUUGCCCACCCAGGCACCUCUGGCUGGCGAGGAAAUGGGCGCUCGUGUGCCCGUGGUGUGGCCACGGUGGUGCGGUGGUGGCGCCGCCACGACCACUGCGCUGCUGCUGCUGCUGCUCGCGGUUGCCGCCGCUGCUGCUGCGGAGGCCCAGGAGCGACGCACCGCCCCGGACAAGGUCUCCCUCGGUCUCUACAAGAAGCUGUUCGAGGUCAAACGCAAGGAGCAGAUGAACGCCCUCAAGACCCUCAUUGAGCUGAGGGACCUCCAGCAGCAGUACAAGAUCAUCGACAUCAUGCUGCAGGGCCUCUUCAAGGUGCUGGAGGAAUCGCGCGUGAUCCUGGCUGCCGCCAACGUGCUGCCUUCAGGCCCCAUCCCCGACGACGCCCACAGAGGGACGGUACGGGCGUUCUCCCACGUGGUGGAGAACGUGGCGUUCUUCGGCGACGUGCUCCUGCGCUUCCCGCGCAUCGUGCACAGCUACGUGGACGGCAGCGCGGAGCGCCUCGCCCUCGUGCGCUGGGGCCUCCUCUUCUGCAACGGCACAGGCGUCUUCGCCGACGGCACCCACGCGCAGCUGCUGGGCCUGGUGAGGCGACAAGACGGUAGCCGGGCUCCAUUCCCGAUCCGGGCGCCUCUUACGGCGUGGAGUUUGUAUAUUCUCUCCCCAGGCGCGCAGGAGCUGGGUCUCAUCGAGAAGUCGCCCGAAUAUCACAACCCCUUCCAGCUGGACGAGGAGAAGGAGGAGAAGAGGAGGAAGCAGGAGGAGAAGCGCGAGAAGCGGAAGGGGCCGCGCAUCACGCGCUCCCGCUCCGAACUCUAG